Messenger RNA from Cottoperca gobio, 1788 nucleotides. RefSeq names its product nurim (gene nrm). NCBI's taxonomy places the organism in Eukaryota, Metazoa, Chordata, Actinopteri, Perciformes, Bovichtidae. Bases 16 to 840 code for a protein of 274 amino acids. The record is from RefSeq and is a predicted model, not a curated record. Gene Ontology annotation, cellular component: nuclear membrane. The transcript is spliced from 4 exons.
UAAACGCUGAUUGAAAUGGCGUCAGUCACGGUACGUGGCUGGGCUCUCGGCACCGUUUCUCUGAUUAACUUUGCGUUUGUUUUCAUAUCCGGUGCAGACUUUAUUCGGUUUAUAUCGUUUCGAGCCAUUUACCACAACAUCACGGGGGAGACGACACUGUGUCAAGACUCCAUACCGUGGUCGGUGGCCCUGCAGGACAGCUCUGUCCUCGGGUCUCUUGUUGUGGAUCUGGGGCUGCUGGCUCUCUUCAUCACACAACACAGUCUGCUCGCCUGGUCUCCUGUCAAACAGGCCCUCAAGUCAGUGCUGGGGGCCCUGAACAGGACAGCAUACUGCUUCAGCACCGCACUGGCACUCCAGAUCUUGAUGCGUUACUGGCAGCCUGUGACUGGCGCUCCCUGUCUGUGGUCAGUGCGUCAUGCACCCUGGAGUAUCUGGUUCCCUCUGCUCUGCUUCAGUCUGCACUUCCUCUGCUGGGCAAUCAUGUGCAGCAUUCUCAUGAUCUUUGAUUACCCUGAACUGUUGGGCAUCAAGCAGGUGUAUAACGAGUGUCUCGGUUUAGGAGACCCUCUGUCUCACAAGUCACCUGGAGCCCAGCGCCUCUUGUCUCACCUCCGCCACCCGGUGUGCCUGGAGCUGGGUGUCGUGCUGUGGCUGCUGCCGGCCUUGUCCCUGGACAGGCUCCUGCUGGCGGGGACUCUGUCGACCUACCUGGCUCUGGCACACUCUCUGGACAAACAGGAUUUAGCCUACCUCUGCGUCCAUCUUAACAGCAAGCUGCAGCUCUUUGCCGAGCCGCACCAGGGCAGCGCCGACACCAGUGACCACAAGGAGAAGUGAAGGGAAGGUCUUCUCACUGCUGUGAUGUGACUGCUGUUUUCAUAUGAAACAUAAAUAUUGUUCUGGCCAUUUCUACCACACUCAAUUUGACACUAAGUUUUCUUUUCACUGUAUAUGUGGUUUCAGAAAGAGAGAGUUUUAUUACAAAAGGAUUUAUUCCACUAUUUGAAAAUACAAUUGCUACAAAGAGAUUAGGACCUCCGCCAAGGAUUUGUUGUUGGUUUGUUUGUUUGUUUGUCUGUCUGUCUGUUAGCAGGAUUAUUGAAAAACUACUGGCACGAUUUUCAUUUUGAAGCGGAUCCGAGUCACAGGUUACUCCAAGUGCCCUUUUUUUGAGGAUAUUUCUAUAUUCUGAUUACAUCUAGGAAAGAAAGAUUCCUAAAUUUAAUCAGAAUAUAGAGGGUAUUAUUGCAAUAUUUUUAUUUUGUGUCUAAAAUUGAUAUUAUAUGUAAAAUGUUGCAAUAACACCUUCUAAAUAUUCAUUUUUUGUUUUUACUACACUGACUUUAUUUUGUUUAUCAUAUAGUCUAUUUUUAUAGGUUGUUACAUUCAGUGUGCCAACACUGUAUUUCUCUGCACACUAAUUGCAAGUUUAAUUGUCGUUGAAAAAUAAUGUCACUCUAAGAUGUCACACUGGUAAAAGCACAAAAAUGCAGCUUAUUUUUCACAUUUUGCAGCUAUAAUGAAAACUGGCAUUUCUGAGAUUAUGAAUGUAUUUCUUCAGGUGUCUUUAAAUUGUGUUGGAGACACAUCAACAUUAAUGAACAAAGUGAACACAGUUGGUAUUAAUGCCUAUGUCAUUCAUUCUCCAACUUCAAAUGACUGUAAUCUUUGAUUCAACAGGUAUUGUAUACUAGUAUUAGUUUAACUGCACUGUGGCCUCGCUGUAAUGACAAUAAUAACUUCCAGUAUUUUCAAGAAAAUGUUGAAUAAAUGUAAUAAGCUGUA